AUGCGCUAUCUCCAGCUCCUGUUCAGGGCCAGUCCUGCCGCCCUCCUCCUGGUUCUCUGCCUGCAGCUGGGGACCAGCAAAGCUCAGGAAGACACUCCGAGGCCGAUAAUAAUGGAUUUGCAGAUGCCCCAGGAAGCAGAAGCAAAUGAGAUAGUCUCCCUGGCGCUUAAAGUUAAAACAGAAUUGAAGGAAUGUAUGGUGAUUAAAGCUCACCUCGAAAGCAGCGUCUUCAUUGGUGGUUCUUUUAAUUAUAAGUUCACUGGCUGCCUCUGUGAAGAUUAUCCAAGAACCUUCUUCUGGGACUUUCGGAGCAAUAGCACCACAAAGAUCGCGGCCAUUGUUGACAUCGUUCGGGAGCUAGGUAUCUGCCCCAACGAUGACGCAGUGGUCCCCAUCAAAGCAAACCGGUACUACACCAUCACCACCCUAGUUAUAUCUUAA
Messenger RNA from Galeopterus variegatus (Sunda flying lemur), 441 nucleotides. RefSeq names its product prolactin-induced protein (gene PIP). The transcript has 4 exons. The coding region runs from base 1 to 441 and encodes 146 amino acids. Gene Ontology annotation, molecular function: aspartic-type endopeptidase activity. Gene Ontology annotation, cellular component: extracellular region. Gene Ontology annotation, biological process: regulation of immune system process; proteolysis. The record is from RefSeq and is a predicted model, not a curated record. NCBI's taxonomy places the organism in Eukaryota, Metazoa, Chordata, Mammalia, Dermoptera, Cynocephalidae.